AUAAAUUUCAAUUCAAGAACCCAAAAGUACCAAUAACCUUCCUCCUCCCUUCAUUCAAAACCCACCUCUGUCCUUCCUCACUUCUUCUCUAUAAACUUCCCAACUACCCUUUUACUCAACCCAUGGCCAUGGCCAUGGUGGAGCUAUGGACUCACAUUGGGUCUUUAAUGGCGACAAUCAUGUUUGUUUGGGCAAUUAUUCAACAAUAUUGCCCUUACCAACUCCGUGGCCAUAUCGAGAAAUAUGUCCACAAAUUCACCGGUUUUCUCUAUCCUUACAUUACAAUCACCUUCCCUGAGUACACCGGCGAGCGUCUCCGCCGGAGUGAAGCUUUUACAGCCAUUCAAAACUACCUUGGUUCCAAAACCGCCAUCCGUGCUAAGCGGCUGAGAGCAGAGGCAGUCAAAGAUAGCAAAUCUUUGGUUCUCAGUAUGGCUGAUAACGAAGAAGUUAUUGACGAAUACGAAGGCGUCAAGAUCUGGUGGACUUCCAUAAAAUCUACGCCCAAAAGCCAGACUAUUUCUUAUCACCCUUCUUCCGAUGAGAAACGAUUCUACAACCUCACAUUCCACCGCCGGAACAGAGACAUCAUUCUUGGGUCUUUUAUUAACCACAUCAUGGAACAAGGCAAGGCGGUUGAGCUUAAAAACCGGCAGCGGAAGCUUUAUAUGAACAACUCGAACAACGAUUGGUGGCACAAAAGUAGUUGGAGACAUGUCCCUUUUGAGCAUCCUGCCAAGUUUCGAACUCUGGCUAUGGAUCCCAAGAAGAAGCAAGAGAUUAUCAAUGAUUUGGUGAAAUUUAAGAAUGGAAAAGACUAUUAUGAGAAGGUGGGCAAGGCUUGGAAACGUGGGUAUCUUCUCUACGGUCCGCCGGGAACUGGGAAGUCCACCAUGAUCGCCGCCAUGGCGAAUUUCAUGGAGUAUGAUGUUUAUGAUCUCGAACUCACCUCUGUUAAGGAUAAUACAGAGUUGAAGAAAUUAUUGAUUGAGAUUUCGAAUAGAUCGAUUAUUGUGAUCGAGGACAUUGAUUGCUCUCUUGAUCUCACUGGUCAACGGAAGAAGAAGAAAACAGAGGAAGAGGAAAAUACAGAGGAAAAGAUCAAGGACCCUGUUAAGGAAGCCGAAAAAGAAGAGAAGAAAGAGAGCAAAGUGACACUUUCUGGGUUGUUGAAUUUCAUCGACGGAAUUUGGUCGGCGUGUGGUAGAGAGCGGUUGAUUAUUUUCACGACAAAUCACAAGGAAAAGCUUGAUGAAGCUUUGAUUAGAAGAGGAAGAAUGGACAAACAUAUAGAGAUGUCUUAUUGUGGGUUCGAAGCAUUCAAAGUUCUUGCGAUGAAUUACUUGGAUGUUGAAUGGGAUGAGUCGUAUGAAAAGAUUCGUGGUUUGUUUGAGGAGACAGAAAUGACUCCGGCAGAUGUGGCUGAGAAUUUGAUGCCGAAAUAUGAAGGUGAAAAAACAGAGGAGUGUUUGAAGAGAUUGGUUGAAGCUCUUGAGAGUACGAAAGAAGCAGCUGAGAAGAAGGCCAAGGAAGAAGCUGAAGCGGCCAAAAUGGCAGAAAAAGAGAAGGAAGAGAGAGAAGAAUCAACAUCUGAGAAGGACCACGAAGAUAAUGAAAUUGAAUGCAAUGGAGUCGGAGUUAAAGAAGUAAAAGAAAAUGGUCACAUAGAGAAAGAUGAUCAGAACAACUCGAACAUGGCAAUUUAGGAAAAUUGUUUUAACAUAUUAGUUUAAGCAUAUUCUCCUAAGAUUUCCCUUCUAUUUUCUGAUAUUAAUUGUAGUCUAGGUUCUUUUUAAUGAACUAUUGUAUUCUGAAUUAAUCAAGGAAAUAUUUAUUAUUCUCCUCUCUAAUAACGAUAUUGUCACUUUAAAGAA
Benincasa hispida (wax gourd) is the source of this 1874-nucleotide messenger RNA. NCBI's taxonomy places the organism in Eukaryota, Viridiplantae, Streptophyta, Magnoliopsida, Cucurbitales, Cucurbitaceae. The record is from RefSeq and is a predicted model, not a curated record.